GGUCACACACAUGCAGAUGAUACUAUUUGUGUUAAUAUACACCAGAGGAGGUUCUGGCGUUGUGAGAGUCAGCCCGUCAUUUUCAGCCAGUCUGCUGUGAAAUGGAAGUUCUGCUGAUGGCGGUCGUUUUCCAUGCUUUAUGCUUGCAUCAAGGUAUUUACUCAAAAGAAAAUAUGACUGUUGCCAGCAAAAGUAAAGAGCACGUGGAGAAACAGAGCCCUGAAGGCGGACCACAUACACCCAGCUUCUUUGAGAACUGCUCUAGACCUCUUUUAGCUCUUUCUCAUGGAAGGUGGGUAAAUGUAACCCUGACACCGCGGAGUAACGAGACAAAGAAAGACAUGUCCCAGCUCUGCAAUGGCCUCGGUUGUAGGGGAGACUUUGCUGCAAAUGGUACAGCUUUCAGGAAUAUCUGUCUGUCCGAUUGCACCAAAAUAAACUCCAGCCUGUACAACUGCACUGACACUGCACCUGGCAGCUGCUCCAAUGUUACACAGUUAGUCUGUGCUGAUCAGGCUGUGCGGUUGAUUGGAAGCAAUAGCAGAUGUGCCGGUCGGGUGGAGCUCUUCGGCCAUGGAGGCUGGGGCUCAGUGUGUGGUGAUGGAUGGAACAAAAAAGGAGGACAUGUGGUAUGUGCCCAGCUGGGCUGUGGCACUGCUUUACUUGCAGUGAGCAAGACUGGUAUGUUCGACCUAGGCUUUGGUCCUAUUUACCUCAGCAAAGUAAACUGCAGCGGCACAGAGAAAAAUCUCUGGCAGUGCCUCAAUGAGCCAGACGAAGGUCGAAACUUCUGUGGACACAAAGAGGAUGCUGAAGUGGUGUGCUCAGAAAGUGCCGGCAUACUGACCACAACAAUGAACACACUCAUGCCAAAUUUCACAAACGGGACAACAGAGACUGUAACAGAGAUAGCUGCUGAGGACAGCAGAAGUGGGAUUUCACCACCAGUCCUAGGUUGCAUUGUUCUCUCUAUCGCGCUGCUCUUACUGCUGCUUUCAAAUGCUGCUCAGUGUGCAUACUACAAAAUACAAAACGGAGGAACUGAAGCCAGGAGAGCAUCACAGGCUUUGCAACGAGACAAUUCUGACACUUCAAGUGACUCUGAUGACGAACGUUACCACAACCCCGAACCCCCACCAUCUACUGCUGUGAACAACUCUUAUGGCCAUGAUUCAGACAGCACAUCCUCAGGGGAGUGUUAUGAAAGAAUAAUUGAAAUGGACAACCUUUUGAAUCCAGCUGUUAACCAGUUUCAUCCUGGGCAGUGCAUACAAACAACACAGUUGCAAAAUAUCAGUAAACCAGCUAAAACAGAGGACUCAUUUGAUUCAGACAGCACAUCUUCAGGAGAAUGCUAUGAAAACACAGAAGUGAAUGUUGAACCUAGUCUCCAGACACGGGAGGGCGACCAGUUACUUUCUGAGCAGCCAGCCCUGAGCCAACCCAAUCCUCAGAUGGCGGAAAACAGCAGUGUUUCCCAGCCAUACUCUCCUGAUCAAGAUGUUACCCAGUUUGCUCCUGAGCACUGUAUACAGAUGACACCUGUCCACAAUGACCAUAAACCAGCCCAAAUAGACUCAGCAGACUCAUUUGAUUCAGACAGCACAUCCUCUGGGGAAUGCUACGAAAACAUAGAAAUGAACCCUGAACUUUGUCUUCAGCCAUUGGAGGGAGAUCCAUCACUUCCUGAGCAGCCCCCCUUGAGUCAACCCAAACCACAGAUGGCAGGAAACAGCAGUGUUUCCCAGCCAUACUCUCCUCAUCAAGAUGACGACAGCACAUCAUCUGACGACGCUUAUGAAAAUGUUGCAGAAAUAGAGGAGACUGGAUCUUCUGACAAUGACUAUGAUGAUGUUGCUAACUGGUGAAUGCUGAAGCUGCUGCUCUGAUAAAAAUUGUUCUUCAAGGAAUGUGUGCUACAAUAUUUAUUUGCCAUUUAGAUGUAAUAAUUUAAAAUAAAUCUUUUCAAAUUUUA
Clarias gariepinus (North African catfish) is the source of this 1975-nucleotide messenger RNA. Its product is annotated as T-cell differentiation antigen CD6-like. The transcript is spliced from 15 exons. Gene Ontology annotation, cellular component: membrane. Lineage: Eukaryota; Metazoa; Chordata; Actinopteri; Siluriformes; Clariidae. The coding region runs from base 102 to 1868 and encodes 588 amino acids. The record is from RefSeq and is a predicted model, not a curated record.